CACAACCAAUGAUCAGAUGCCGUGCCGUGCACAAAAAGCCAACGCUCCCAGCAAUUAGUUUAGACGACGCAAAUAUAUAAAACCACGAAAUUGACCAUGUCAAGCAUCAGUUUCUCUGUCUCCCUCUCUUGAUCUCGACGCUUCUUGGCUAUCAGUCAGAAUGGCUUGCGCCUCUCCAACGGCACUCAGUCUCCCCCUCUGCCGUCUCCCAUCAUCCCGCACCAAUCUCUUCUUGCCCCAGCUCCCACCCGGAAACAGUUCAUCUCUUCGUCGCCAGAGUUCACCCCUCGUCCGGUGCUCCGGAGACUCUGACGUAUUUGACGCCAAGGUGUUCCGUAAGAACCUGAGCAGAAGCAAGAACUACAAUCUCAGAGGGUUCGGGCACCAGGAAGAGACUCUCCAGCUCAUGAACCACCAGUACACCAGUGAUAUAAUCAAGACGUUGAAGGAGAAUGAGUUCAAGUACACAUGGGGAAACGUGACUGUGAAACUUGCUGAGGCCAACGGGUUCUGUUGGGGAGUUGAGCGGGCUGUGCAGAUUGCUUACGAAGCUAGGAAGCAAUUUCCUGAUGAAAGGAUUUGGAUUACCAACCAGAUCAUCCAUAAUCCAACGGUGAAUAAGCGGUUGGACGAGAUGGAGGUGAAGAGGGUCCCGAAAGAGGAAGGGAGAAAGCAAUUUGAGGUAGUGGACAAGGGUGAUGUGGUCAUUUUACCUGCCUUUGGAGCUGCAGUGGAUGAGAUGCUCAUCUUGAGUGACAAAAAUGUUCAAAUUGUGGACACUACUUGCCCUUGGGUUUCAAAGGUUUGGAAUACUGUAGAGAAGCACAAGACAGGGAAGUACACUUCAAUUAUUCAUGGUGUAUAUGAUCAUGAGGAAGCUGUAGCAACUGCUUCAUAUGCUGGAAAAUACGUUACUGUGAAAAAUAUGGAUGAGGCAUCAUAUGUGUGUGACUAUAUUCUUGGUGGUGAACUUAAUGGGUCUAGCUCAACUAAAGAGGCAUUUCAGGAGAAAUUUAAGAAAGCAAUUUCUUCAGGGUUCGAUCCGGACAAAGAUCUGGUUAAAUGUGGGAUUGCAAAUCAGACUACAAUGCUCAUGACUGAGACAGACAGCAUUGGAAAACUAGUAGAGAAAACAAUGAUGCGCAAGUAUGGAGUGGAGAAUAUCAAUGACCACUUUGUGAGCUUCAACACAAUAUGUUAUGCGACUCAGGAGCGACAAGAUGCAAUGCUCAAGUUAGUUGAGGAAAAGCUAGAUUUUAUAUUAGUAGUUGGAGGGUGGAACUCAGAUAACACCUCUCACCUACAAGAGAUGGCAGAACUUCGCGGAAUUUCUUCGUAUUGGAUUGAUAGUGAGGAGAGAAUAGGCCCUGGAAACCGAAUAGCUUAUAAACUCAAACACGGCGAGUUGGUUGAGAACGAAAACUGGCUGCCUGAGGGUCCUGUGACUAUUGGUGUGACAUCUGGUGCCUCUACUCCAAAUAAGGUUGUUGAAGACGCUCUUAUCAAGGUGUUUGAUAUCAAGCGUAAAGAGGCCCUGCAACUAGGCAUAAUCUAGGUUAGGCAUGACUAGACAUAGUUCUUCGUGAUUCUAAUGGCCAUUUUAUGUGCGUGUUUGUGUUUCCCUCGAUGUUUGUGAGUUUGAUUGCUGCUGAGAUCCUUGUGGUAAUUGAGGCCGUUGAGCUUGCUUGGGUCCAGAAAUGGCAUCAUCUUUGGCUAGAGACGGAUUCCAUAUAUGUUGUUCAUCUUCUCUCUUUAUCAUCUAGUGGUGUUCAUUGGUAGUUUUGUACUUAAAGUUGCAAUGGGGCAACUGUCUAUCUCUCCAUAUAUUGAGAAUGUAACUGCUCAUGAUGAAAAAUCUUGGUGGUCCUCCUUUCCUGAGUUCGCUGUAGCGCCUUUUAGGCAGCUGGCUCCCUUUCUCCAAUGUGUAUGGAGGUUGUUGUUCUGUUGUAUUACUUUAGUUCGUCUUACUGUCAUUGUUCUGCUGUACAUCUACUUGGUUCUCGUCAGUUUUUUCAUGCUAGGAUCUGCCGUCACUGCAUGUACUCGGUUCUCUGUUCCAUUAAUAAAGCAGCCUUAUUUUCUUCUUUUCUUUUGAAAGAAAAGAAAGAAAGAAAGACUCGACAUAUUUC
This is a messenger RNA of Rosa rugosa (rugosa rose), 2129 nucleotides long. Its product is annotated as 4-hydroxy-3-methylbut-2-enyl diphosphate reductase, chloroplastic-like. The record is from RefSeq and is a predicted model, not a curated record. NCBI's taxonomy places the organism in Eukaryota, Viridiplantae, Streptophyta, Magnoliopsida, Rosales, Rosaceae. Bases 161 to 1555 code for a protein of 464 amino acids. Gene Ontology annotation, molecular function: metal ion binding; 4-hydroxy-3-methylbut-2-enyl diphosphate reductase activity. Gene Ontology annotation, biological process: dimethylallyl diphosphate biosynthetic process; isopentenyl diphosphate biosynthetic process, methylerythritol phosphate pathway. The transcript has 10 exons.